Lemur catta (Ring-tailed lemur) is the source of this 1529-nucleotide messenger RNA. RefSeq names its product epithelial cell adhesion molecule (gene EPCAM). The record is from RefSeq and is a predicted model, not a curated record. Bases 168 to 1115 code for a protein of 315 amino acids. Gene Ontology annotation, molecular function: cadherin binding involved in cell-cell adhesion. Gene Ontology annotation, cellular component: bicellular tight junction; membrane. The transcript is spliced from 9 exons. NCBI's taxonomy places the organism in Eukaryota, Metazoa, Chordata, Mammalia, Primates, Lemuridae.
UCCCUCGGAGAGCUCGCAUCUUAAGCCGGCACGGGAGCCGCCGCGCCUCAGUCCCCCCGACGCCGACUCGCACGCCUCAGGCCUCGAGCCGCCCGGCCGGCCCGCGGCUCCCCGCGCCCUCCCGCGAGUCCCGGGGCCGCCCCACGCCCCUCUUCUCGGCGCGCGUCAUGGCUCCCCCCCAGGCCCUUGCGUUCGGGCUCCUGCUCGCGGCGGCGACGGUGACAGUGGUUGCGGCUCAGCAAGAAUGUAUCUGUGAAAACUACAAGCUGUCCACAGACUGCUUUUUGAACGUACAUGGUCAGUGCCAGUGUACUUCAAUUGGUACACAAAAUACUGUCAUUUGCUCAAAACUGGCUUCCAAAUGUUUGGUGAUGAAGGCAGAAAUGACUGGCUCAAAGUCUGGGAGAAGAGUGAAACCUGAAGGGGCUCUGCAGAACAAUGACGGGCUUUAUGACCCCGACUGCGAUGAGCAGGGGUUCUUUAAAGCCAAGCAGUGCAAUGGCACUGCCACAUGCUGGUGUGUGAACACUGCUGGGGUCAGAAGAACUGACAAGGACAGUGAAAUAACCUGCUCCGAACGAGUGAGGACCUACUGGAUCAUCAUUGAACUAAAACACAAAGCAAGAGAAAAACCUUAUGAUGUUCAAAGUUUGCAGAAUGCGCUUCAGCAGACACUCACAACUCGUUAUCACCUGGAUCCAAAAUACAUCACAAAUAUUCUGUAUGAGAAUAAUGUUAUCACUAUUGAUCUGAUACAAAAUUCUACUCAGAAAACUCGUAAUGAUGUGGACAUAGCUGAUGUGGCUUAUUAUUUUGAAAAAGAUCUUAAAGGUGAAUCCUUGUUCCAUUCUUCUAAGCAAAUGGACUUGAGAGUAAAUGGGGAACAACUGGACCUGGAUCCUGGUCAAACUUUAAUUUACUAUGUUGAUGAAAAACCACCAGAAUUUUCAAUGCAGGGUCUAAAAGCUGGUGUUAUUGCUGUCAUUGUGGUUGUGACAAUAGCAAUUAUUGCUGGAGUUGUUGUGCUGGUUAUUUCCAGAAAGAAGAGAAUGGCAAAGUAUCAGAAGGCUGAGAUAAAGGAGAUGGGUGAGAUGCAUCGAGAACUUAAUUCAUAACUGUCACUUGAAGAUUAAAUACAAGAAGGGAAGUUAGCAAACAGCCUCAGAUUACAAAUGUGUGAACAUGGGACAAAGAGAAGAUCUUGGAGGAUUACUGUUUUGUUAGUUAACAUCAUAUAUUUGCAAUAGUGAAGUCUGUACUCAGAAUAUAAGCAGCAUAAAAUUGACUUUACCAAUCUUAAAAUUUGACCACAAGUGUCUUAUAUAUGCAGAUGUAAUAGAAAACCCAGAACUUGGACUCCAUAGUUAAAAUUAUUUAUGCAUAACAUUGAAGAGUAUGCAUUAGAUAUGCUUCCACAGUAGAGUUUGAAUGACUACUGACUCAUUUGUGAUUGAAAGCUGCCUUUCUAUUUGAGUCUUGUACAUAUAAACUUUUUUUAUGAACUUUGAAAUAAAACAUUUAAAACCAAA